Molecule: messenger RNA, 848 nt
Organism: Zalophus californianus (California sea lion)
Lineage: Eukaryota; Metazoa; Chordata; Mammalia; Carnivora; Otariidae
Gene: C4H1orf146
Product: chromosome 4 C1orf146 homolog
Exons: 6
Coding region: 171-716 (181 amino acids)
Biological process (GO): synaptonemal complex assembly; reciprocal meiotic recombination
Cellular component (GO): chromosome
Source: RefSeq, a predicted model, not a curated record
GCGCACCGCGGCUAGAGAAGCCACCAACGCGCUUGGGCCUCUGUGCCCCGCCCUCCGUGCUUCUGGCUACUUGGGGAACGUUCUGGAAGUUUGGGAGGCAACGUGGCCCCAGGGACCUGCUGAUCUGAUUGUGGCACCAUUAGAAGCUGGGUUGAUCCAGAGACAGACAGAUGGCUGAAAAUGGCAGAAAAGAAAAAAUAAAAUGGACAACCACUAUUAUUAUUAGCUCAUCUCUUAAGAGUUGUGAAGUUGCAACUGCCCUAGAAAAUCAAAGCCACAAGAUUCGGUAUUCAGAUUCCGUGGAAAAUGGAUCAAUUAUAUUUUCUCUUUCUGGACUUGCAUUUUUAUUGAUGGAUGCCAAAGAAUGCUUUAUAUCAGCUGAAGAAAUAUUUCUAGCCAAAAUUGAGAAGUUUAUUAAUAUUCACCGAAAGAGUUUUUUGGUUCUGUCUGCUGCCCUCCAUGGGUCUGAGGAAUGGAAACUGAUGUUCAGGAUUCAGCAGAGAUUCCUGGGUAGUAAUUUACGGAUACUUCCAGUACACAACACAGUAAAUGCUAUUAAUCUUAUGUGCACUAUAGCUAAGACUGCCUCCAAACCAUACACAGACAGCAUUUGCUAUAGAAUGAUAACAACUGAGGCUUACAUCAUUGAGCAAAGUCCUGUUUGGAAAACACUUCAAAAAUUAAAACUGAGUAGUGAUUCACUUAACCUAAAUUAGAGUAUCAAUUACAAAAGUUCUUUUGGAAGAAUGUUAAAAUAAUUACCAGUUAAAUUAUAAUGUUCAAAUAUCUAUUUAAAGAUUUUUUAAAAAUUUAAAAUAAUAAAAUGUAUAUGAUCAAAAACGAUUUUC